UCAACCCCCACUACAACAACCACUACCCCAACUACAACAACCACUACCCCAACUACAACAACCACUACCCCAACUACAACAACCACUACCCCAACUACAACAACCACUACCCCAACUACAACAACCACUACCCCAACUACUACAACCACUACCCCAACAACCACGACCCCAACUACAACAACCUCUACCACAACUACAACAACCACUACCACAACUACUACAACAACUACCCCAACUACUACAACCACUACCCCAACAACCACAACCCCAACAACAACAACCACUACCCCAACAACCACAACCCCAACGACAACAACCACAACCACGAUCCCAACGACAACAACCACUACCCCAACUACAACCACUACCCCAACUACUACAACCACUACCCCAACUACUACAACUACUACCCCAACUACAACAUCCACUACCCCAACUACUACAACCACUACCCCAACAACCACAACCCCAACAACAACAACUACGACCCCAACUACAACAACCACUACCACGACCCCAACGACAACAACUACUACCCCAACAACCACGACCUCAACGACAACAACU
This is a messenger RNA of Hippoglossus stenolepis (Pacific halibut), 567 nucleotides long. Its product is annotated as cell wall protein DAN4-like. The record is from RefSeq and is a predicted model, not a curated record. Lineage: Eukaryota; Metazoa; Chordata; Actinopteri; Pleuronectiformes; Pleuronectidae. The transcript has 3 exons. The annotation marks the transcript as partial.